Nematolebias whitei (Rio pearlfish) is the source of this 5715-nucleotide messenger RNA. It is a transcript of the gene itsn2a, whose product is annotated as intersectin 2a. Gene Ontology annotation, molecular function: guanyl-nucleotide exchange factor activity; calcium ion binding; protein binding. Bases 185 to 5308 code for a protein of 1707 amino acids. The transcript is spliced from 39 exons. NCBI's taxonomy places the organism in Eukaryota, Metazoa, Chordata, Actinopteri, Cyprinodontiformes, Rivulidae. Gene Ontology annotation, biological process: positive regulation of Rho protein signal transduction; intracellular signal transduction. The record is from RefSeq and is a predicted model, not a curated record.
GUAGCUGCUGACGCUGGUUUCCAGUCCGCACCCUCCCGGCUGCUGGAACGAUUCCUCCCUCUUCUGGAGCCUGAAUGUCAGCCUGGAUGUCUUUCCUCACCGUUUACCUACCGCAACAGAUGUCUGAGCGCAAGCCAGCUGAGUAGAGGACUUUCCUCUUCACCCCAACGUUCCACCUGCAGCCAUGAAUGGCAGUGCCAGUGUUUGGGCCAUCACGCCAGAGGAGAGAGGGAAACAUGACAAACAGUUUGACAACCUCUCCCCAGUUCUUGGCUACGUCUCAGGAGAACAAGCAAGAAAGUUCUUCCUCCAGUCUGGCUUGCCGCCUUCAGUCUUGGCUGAGAUUUGGAACUUAGCUGACAUGGACUAUGAUGGGAAGAUGGAUAGAUUGGAGUUUUCAAUCGCUAUGAAGCUAAUUAAACUUAGGCUUCAGGGGCAAAAUCUGCCCUCCGCCUUGCCAGUCAUCAUGAAGCAAACUCCUACUUCCAAUAAUAAUACAAGCAUCCCUUCAUCAGCACGAUUCGGAAUGGGAUCUAUGCCAAAUCUAUCAGUUGGUUUGUCAUCCAUGCCAACUAUGUCCACCAUGCCCAUUCUAACACCCAUACCAGCUAACCUCCAUUUACCCUCUGUACAACCCCUGGUGCCAAUGCCAAUGACCCUGCCAUUGAUUACCUCACUCGGAAAAUCUGGGCUAACCAACGGCACCAUCAACCUCUUCACCCCAUCACUUGUUCCCAACAACGCAGGCCUUCCUAUCUCUGGCUUUUCCUCUCCUAUGGCUUUCUCUCCAACCACGGGCAUGUCGAAGGCCAAUUCUCUUCUGGACCUGGGGUCAAGCAGUUCUAAUUCUUCCUCCACCACAUCAUUGACCAGCAACUCUCCGAUGAUGGGCGCAGGUGAUUGGGCCGUUCCACAGGCCUCGAGACUGAAGUACCGUCAGCAGUUCAACACACUCGACAAACUCAUGAGUGGCUACUUGUCAGGACCUCAGGUCAGAAACUCACUGAUUGCAUCAAACCUGACCCAAACUCAACUUGCUACCAUCUGGAGCCUGGCAGAUGUCGAUAAGGAUGGUCAGCUUCGUGCUGACGAGUUCAUUCUGGCCAUGCACCUGGUGGAUAUGGCUAAGACGGGCCAUCCUCUCCCUCUCACGUUGCCUCAGGACCUGGUACCUCCCUCACUCAGAGGAGGAAUAAAGUCCUGUGAGCUUGUUAAUGGAACAGGACCCUACAUGACUCCCAGUUUAAUAGACUCAACCGAGGCAGAACCUGUACAGAAGAACAAGAGCAGUGUGUCCUAUGAGGACAAGCUAAAGGAAAACUUUGCGAGAGGCAGCGCUGAGCUAGAGAAAAGACGGCUGGCUCUGGCCGAGGAGCAGAGGAAGGAGCGGGAGAGGAGAGAUCGGGUGGAGCGGGAGGCUCAAGAGCAUAGGGAAAGGGAGGCCAGGGAGCUGGAGAACCGGAGAAGGCUGGAGGAGGAGAGGCGGUUGGAGAGGCAGAGGGAGAUGGAGAGACAAAGGGAGGAGGAGAGACAGAGGGAGCUGGAGAGGAAGGAGGCAGCAAAGCAGGAGAUGGAACGUCAAAGGAGGGAAGAGUGGGAGCGAAGAAGGAGAGAGGAGCUGGGAAGGAGGAAAGAGGAGGAGCAGGAGGAGAUUUCUCGACUUCGGGACAAAAAGAAGAGUCUGGAAUUGGAGCUAGAGGCAGUGGGCAACAAGCACAAGCAGAUCUCAGACCGCCUCCGUGAUGCUCAGAGCAUGAGGCGGAUUCAGAAAGCGGAGGUCGACCUCAUCAAUCAGAAGAGAGACGCACGCAUUGCUGAGAUUAACACACUUCAGCUUGAAUUCGAGGACUGGCAGAGGAAGCUCUCUCAGCUUGUUCCAGAACAACAGCGUCUGACUGAGAAGCUGCGAAACAUCAGCCUCAAUAAACUCCCCUCCGUGACUCUGACCUCCCUGACGGGCAGCGUGACAGAGAAGAGCGUGAACUGCCGCAGGCUGAAGGAUCAACUCGGCAUUCUGGAAAAAGAAACAACAGACAAGCUUGCUCAAAUGGAGCAAUACAACAAAGAUCUGAAGCUUGGGGAUAUGGAUGACUGUGUCCUGCGAGGCCUUCUCUCCCUGCUGGCCUGCCUCAGCCAGCUCUUCCUUCUCAUCAAGGAGCUGAGGGAGAAGCAGGUGAUGCAGCAGGCUGUCCUGGACGACCUGCACAGAGUCAAAGAGGAUAAACUGAGGGAGCUGCAAAGGCGCAGGGAGGAGGAGAGAGAAAGGAAGAGGAGGGAAGAAGAGGAGGCAGCCAGACAGGCGAAGCUGGAGCAGGAGAGGAGAGAGCAGGAGCGGAGGGAACAAGAAAAAAAGGAGAGGGAGGAGGAGGAAGCACGACAGAGGAGGAUCCUGGAGGAGCAGCGGGCCAAGCAGAGGGAAGAAGAGGAGAGGCAGGCGAAAGCUCGCCUCCAAGCUGCUCAGGAGAAAGCACAGGAAGAGGAGAGAAGAAGGAGAGAGGAGAAGGAAGAGGAGGAGAAGAAGAAAAAGGAGCUGGAGGAGGAGAGGAUAAUCAAAGAAGAGGACAAGGAGCUGCAGAGGAGGAAAGAAGAGCAGGAAAGAGGAGGACAGCAGCUAACUCCAUACAGAGCUCUAUACUCCUUUGUAGCCCGCAACGCAGAUGAGCUGAGUAUAGACGCAGACGGGCUAAUAGAGGUGGAUGAGCACACUGUCGGAGAGCCUGGUUGGUUAUGUGGGAGUUACCGUGGAAACAGGGGCUGGUUCCCCCAGAGUUACGCAGAGAAAUGUCCCUCACCGGCCACCUCAGAGACGGCUCAGUCAUCACCUGGAAAAAUGUCCCGUCUGCCCCCUACAUUAAAGAUAAGACACCCAGGUGAGGAAGGAGCAGGUGACAACAGAGUGUCUGUUUUUUCAGACCCUUCACAGUCGAUCGCUCUGCUCGCUCGGGCUGUCUCUUCAUGGUCCACCACCUCAGAAAACAACCUUUGUCCUUCCUCUGACGCGAGCGGCACCUUGCUGAGCUUCUCGCAAGGUGACAUCAUCAGUGUGCUGCAACAGAGGGACGACUGGUGGUUUGGACAGCUGAACGGAACGCAGGGAUGGUUCCCCAAAAGUUACGUCACUUUGGAGCCUGCUGGAAACUCAGACCUGGAUGUGCUGGACUCAUCUGACUCUGCUCAGCUGGAAGAGUACGUGGCCUUGUACACAUACGAGAGCCCAGAGACGGGCGACUUGACAUUUGUCGAGGGGGAUGUUGUCAUGGUGACGGAGAGAGAAGGAGAGUGGUGGCGCGGAUGCAUUGGUGACCAGACAGGAGUGUUUCCCUCCAACUAUGUCCGGCCUGUGGAGCCAGAGGGGUCAAGACCUGGAGUUUCAAGCAAGAAACCUGCAGAGCUUGCUCAGGCCGUCACCACCACCGAGGCCCCCACGGUGCAUCAGCUGCAUCUGUCUCCAGGACAACUGAUCGUGGUCAGGGCCAAGAACUCCACUGGCUGGUGGCUCGGAGAACUGCAGGUUCGGGGUAAAAAGCGUCAGAAAGGUUGGUUUCAUUCGUCUCAUGUGAAGCUCCUGGGCCCGUCCAGCAGCAAGUCGUCUCCCUCCCCUCUGCCAGUUUGCCAAGUUAUCGCAAUGUACGACUACACUGCUGCCAAUCAGGAUGAGCUGAGCUUCUCCAAGGGUCAGCUCAUCAACAUCCUGGACAAGACCAACCCCGACUGGUGGAAAGGGGAAACCAACGGGGUCACGGGCCUGCUGCCCACCAAUUACAUCAAGAUGACAACAGAAUCAGACCCCAGCCAGCAAUGGUGUGCGGACCUGAUGACUCUGGACACGAUGACCCCUCAGGAGAGGAAGCGACAGGGCUACAUCCAUGAGCUCAUCCAGACCGAGGAGACCUACGUGGAGGAUCUGGAGCUGGUGCUGGAGGUGUUCUACAAGCCCAUGUCUGAGUCCGGUCGUCUGACAGAAGCUGAGAUGACAGCCAUCUUUGUUAACUGGAGGGAGUUGAUUAUGUGCAACACCAAGCUGCUCAAGGCGCUGCGUGUGCGUAAACAGAUCGGAGGGGAGAACAUGCCCGUCCAGCUGAUCGGAGACCUGUUGGCCUCGGAGCUCGCUCACAUGCAGCCGUACAUUCGCUUCUGCUCCUGCCAGCUCAACGCCGCUGCCUUGCUGCAGAGCAAAACCCACAACCAACCUGACUUUAAAGACUUCCUAAAGAAGAUUGCCACUAACUACCGCUGCAAAGGAAUGCCACUGUCCAGCUUCCUCCUGAAGCCCAUGCAGAGAAUCACUCGCUACCCUCUGCUCAUCAAGAAUAUCUUGGAGCACACAGCAGAAGGCCACGCAGACCGUGAGCCCCUGCGAGUAGCUCUGGAGCGGGCCGAGGAGCUGUGCCUUCAGGUCAACGAGGGAGUCAGAGAGAAGGAGAACUCGGACCGGCUGGAAUGGAUCCAGAACCACAUCCAGUGUGAGGGCCCUAUAGAGCACCUUAUCUUCAACUCGUUAACAAACUGCCUCGGGCCUCGCAAGUUGCUCCACAGCGGUCGACUGCACAAAAGCAAAAGCAGCAGAGAGCUGUGGGCCUUCCUCUUCAACGAUUUCCUCCUCCUCACGCACAGCGCCAAACCUUUCUCCUCCUCUGGAUCAGAGAAGUUAUUCAGCUCCAAAACCAACGUGCAGCUCAAGAUGUACAAAGUGCCGCUGUUUCUGAACGAGGUUCUGGUGAAAAUGCCACCAGACCCGUCGAGUGACGAGCCCCUUUUUCACGUCUCACACAUCGAUCGGGUCUACACGCUCAAAACCGAGACGUUAAGCGAGAGGACUGCGUGGGUCCAAAAAAUUAAAGCAGCUUCUGAAAAUUUCAUAGAGACGGAGAAGAAGAAGAGAGAAAAAGCCUAUCAAGCGCGCUCCUUAAAGACCAGUGGGAUCGGCCGACUGCUGGUGACGGUCAUUGAUGCUCAGGAGCUCAAGGCCUGUAAGCCCAACGGUAAGAGUAACCCGUACUGUGAGCUGACCAUGGGGGCUCAGUGUUACACGUCUCGGCCAGUCAGCGACACUCUGAACCCCAAGUGGAACUUCAACUGUCAGUUUUUCAUCAAAGACAUCUACCAGGACGUCCUGUCCAUCACUGUGUUUGAGAAAGACCAGUUCUCACCAGACGAUUUUCUGGGUCGAACCGAGGUUCCCGUGGCAACCAUAAAGAAAGACACGGAAGGCAAAGGAGCAGCGAACCGUCGCCUACUUCUGCACGAAGUCCCAACUGGAGAAGUGUCAGUCAAACUGGACCUCCAGCUUUACGAGCCGAGCAAAUGAGCACCAACCGUUAGAGGUUUAUUUGAUUUUAAAUGUGCGCUGAAAGUGCCUGAGUUCAUUAAAAUAGUCAGAAUAAUUACUUCCACGAGCCAACCAGACGUUUUAUCACUGACCGCCAUCCAGCCGAAACAUAAAGAGCUGCUGAAUCAGAAUCUUAAAAAGAGAACUUUAUAUUCUAGUUUUGCUAAAUGGCUGGGGUUUGUCAAAUUUAUAUAAACACGUUAAUAUGAUGUGUUGUUUUAUUACCACUAAUGCAGGAAUUAUUAUACCUGCUGUAUAGUUCCACUCUGCCUCAGGUGUACGUUUGGAGAGCACAACUUUACACUGUAAUCCUGAUAUGAAGGGGUUUGAUGAUAAAAAAUGUCACCGAAUCCUGAAAGUGGCUUAAAUAAAAUAUGUAUAAAUUA